This is a messenger RNA of Enterospora canceri, 1185 nucleotides long. The record is from the annotation of a GenBank genome assembly. Lineage: Eukaryota; Fungi; Microsporidia; Enterocytozoonidae.
AUGACUCAUUCUAAUUCUAUCACACUACCUGAAUUAUUCUGCCUAACAUUUCAACCUGAUACAUUUGGAAUAAUCUACGACAAACUGCCCUGUAACAACACACUGGUUGAAUUCUGCUUCACUGUGAUGCCAAUGUAUUUUUCACUAGUUUGGUUCAACUGGAUUUAUUGCAUUUUUGGAUUCAUUCUACUGAUUGAUUUAUUGAUACUGAUUUGUAGUAAAAGCAGCAAGGAAGAGAUCAUCAACACCUCAAGUGAUUUCGUCAGAUUCAAAAUCAUCACAAUUGUAACAAUAGCAGUCUUCUUAGCUGAUUUCAGGGUUUAUGAUUCAGCCAGACUUGGGAAGCAAAUGGGACAGAGAGGACUGAAGUUGAUGGAUGUUGGUGCCGUUCUAUUUGCAAUCAAUGCUGGAUUCAUUUACUCAAUUUGUAGCAGAAUGAGACUGCUCUACGCAAUGACAAUCUCAGCUGUUUUGGGCCUUGUUAGAUUUGGAUCCAUUCAUUUUGGUAGGAAUGUGCGAUAUGACAUGCGUGAAUUCGGCCAAUUCAUGAACUUCUUCUUCAUUCUGGCAAUUUGUACUGGAUUCUUUCUGGCUGGAAUCAACUACGAAUGGAUUGGUGAAAUAUUGUUGAUUAUACAUGAAAUACUGUUAAGGUUAUUUCUAGAAGAAAGAAUACUAAGAACAGAACGUAAUACAUUUUAUAGUGCCAAUAUAGAAGGUGUAUCAUACAUAAUACCAAUAUUAGGUGUAAUGAUGAUAUUCUACAACAUAGGUAAAGACUAUUUUGGAAAGAGAGAGAAGAAGUAUUUGGUAAGGAAGUACAGUAUAAAGAUAGCAUUCUAUGUGAUUGUAUACUGUGGCAUGAGAGAAAGAAGCAUUUUUAGGAGAACACACAACAUGACAUUCAUGUUAGCCAAUGUGUUGUUGAUAUUGGGAAAUGGAAUUGUAUCGGAAUGUUUGUGUAGAAUUGCAAGAAAGAGGUUUAGAUUGGUUUAUGCAACAAGUAGAAGCAUGUUACAGAAGUUGCUGUUGAGUCAGGUUGGUAUAAUGGUGUGUAAGAGGUGGAAGUGGAACAAAAGUAGGAGUAAUAUCAGCAUUCAUGUCGUAAACCUGAUGUAUUUGCUGAUUUUACACGUAGCAAUUCCAAGAUUGUUACUUCUAAUACGACAAAGAUGCAUAAAAUGA